UCAUCUUCUUCAACCUCUCGUUUUGUGAUAUCCGGACGCCUGGGUUCACUGAGCUCCGACCCGGGAAAAUGGCCUACGCGACCGCAAAAAUCACCGAACUGCCCCUGCGCAACGCUCUCCCGGGCACCUCCUCCAGCUCCGGCAAGAGCUCACUCCACCUGCUCUUCGCCUCUCCGAGACCGCCGCGGCCUCGCGCUCUCGAGCGGCGCUGUCUUUGCCAGUCUCUCCGCACGACCAAUCCUCAAAACGCUAGCUCCUCCCAUAGAAGAAGCGGCGACAAGCCGCACUCCGCUCCGUGGCUCAACAAGUGGCCGCCGCCUCCGAGCCGCGAGAUCGACGGGAAAUCCCCCGGUAAGGUCGCUGACUCCGAUUCUCGCAGCGAGGUUGAGCCUAGGUACUCUGGUAACGACAGAGGCCAAAAUGCGAUCGAGAGGAUUGUGCUCAGGCUGAGGAAUUUAGGAUUGGGGUCGGACGAUGAAGAGGAAGCGGACGGAGAGGAGGGAGAGGGCGAAUUCGGAGCCGCCCCGCCUACUGGAGACGAGAGGCUAGGUGACUUGUUGCGUAGAGAGUGGGUUAGGCCGGAUAGUUUCCUUGAGGAGGAUGAGGGCGGGGAGGACGAUGCAGGGUUGUUGCCAUGGGAGAAAGAAGUCAAGGGAGAGGUUGAACAGAAGGUCGUCGGGGACAGGAAGAGGUCGGUGAAAGCGCCUACAUUGGCGGAACUUACCAUUGAGGACGAGGAGCUUAGGAGGUUGAGGAGGAUGGGAAUGUAUAUUAGGGAGAGGAUUAGCGUCGCGAAAGCGGGGAUCACGCAGGGGGUUUUGGAGAAGAUACAUGACAAGUGGAGGAAGGAGGAGCUUGUGAGGCUUAAGUUUCAUGAGGUGCUCGCCCACGAUAUGAAGACAGCACAUGAGGUCGUCGAGCGUCGAACAGGGGGAUUGGUCAUAUGGAGGUCUGGCAGUGUUAUGGUGGUGUUCCGUGGGAAGAACUAUGAAGGCCCUGCUUCAAGAUCCCAACCGAUUGUGAGGGAAGGUGAUGCUCUUUUUGUCCCUGAUGUUUCUUCAGCCAACAGACCAGUUGCAGAAAAUGGCGAUGAUGUGAAGCCAGAAUGUGAGAAGAGUGAAGUGUCAGUGAGGAGCCCAGUGCUAAAGGAGAGCUUGACAGAAGAGGAAGUAGAAUAUAACAGCUUGUUAGAUGGCUUAGGCCCUCGUUUCGAAGAGUGGUGGGGCACUGGAGUGCUUCCGGUUGAUGCGGAUCUACUUCCUCAAAAGAUUCCUGGUUAUAAAACACCGUUUAGGCUUCUUCCCACCGGAAUGCGUUCGCGACUGACCAAUGCUGAGAUGACCAACUUACGGAAGAUGGCAAAGUCACUUCCUUGUCAUUUUGCCCUAGGGAGAAACAGGAACCAUCAGGGUCUGGCAGCUGCUAUAAUUAAGCUUUGGGAGAAGAGCUUAGUUGCAAAGAUUGCUGUUAAAAGAGGAAUUCAGAAUACGAAUAACAAACUCAUGGCUUAUGAGCUGAAGGAUUUAACUGGGGGUGUCUUACUACUUCGAAAUAAGUAUUACAUUGUCAUCUAUCGUGGGAAGGAUUUUCUUCCUCCUACUGUAGCUAUUGCUUUGUCAGAAAGACAGGAAUUGGCAAAGCAGAUACAAGAUGUUGAAGAAAAACUUCGGACUGGAACAGUUGAUGCUGCUCCAUCCAAGGAAGAUGGCCAUGCACUAGCAGGUACUUUAGCUGAGUUCUAUGAGGCUCAAGCCCGAUGGGGCAGAGAGAUAUCUACUGAGGAACGUGAAAAAAUGAUCAAAGAAGCUUCCAAGUCCAAGAGUGUUAGACUUGUCAAAAGAAUUGAGCAUAAGCUAGCUCUUGCACAAUCAAAGAAACAAAGGGCUGAGAGACUCUUAUCUAAGAUAGAAGCAUCGAUGGUUCCUGCUAGUCCUGAUGAUGACCAGGAAACUAUCACCGACGAGGAACGGACUAUGUUUCGCAGAGUUGGUUUAAGAAUGAAGCCUUACCUGCCUCUUGGUAUUCGUGGUGUUUUUGAUGGUGUCAUUGAGAAUAUGCAUCUGCAUUGGAAGCAUAGAGAAUUGGUGAAACUUAUAACGAAACAAAAAACUCUUGCUUUUGUGGAAGACACGGCAAGGCUAUUGGAGUUCGAGAGUGGUGGAAUAUUAGUAGCAAUAGAAAGUGUGCCGAAAGGCUAUGCUCUUAUAUAUUAUCGUGGAAAGAAUUACCAGCGACCCAUCAGCCUGAGGCCAAGGAACCUUCUCACGAAGGCAAAAGCAUUGAAACGUUCUGUUGCCAUGCAACGGCAUGAGGCACUAAGUCAACACAUUUCUGAGCUGGAGCGCACGAUUGAGCAGAUGAUGAAGGAAAUAGGUGACUCUUGUGAGAUAGAGAGUGAAGAUCCCUGGAGGUCCAAAGGAAAUGGCAAGUUUGAUGAAGUAUCAAACUUGAUACAGAGUGAAGAUGAUGGUCCAACAUCUGGUCCUGAUGAUGUUGAUGGCAGUGAUUGGGAAAACGAUGAAGAAUCUGACCUUACUUUGGAUUUGUGAUGAUCCUUUGAAAAGAACUUCAUAUUUGUGCUGAAGGCAAGUCGAGAGGCACUUUGGGCAUUGCCUCUGUACCUUCGGCUGAGCCAGUCUUUGUAAGUGGAUCUGCUCUCUCUCAUUUCUCUCGCGCACUGAGGGUGGUGGAAGUACUUGCAUUCGCAAUACUUGGAAUGCCCGGGGUUGACCUGUCAACUUAAUCGACUGGGACGAUGUUGCUGCUACACGGAAGAGCUUCAUAGGUGUUGAUCACAGGGUAUGUGUUUUGCCUUAUGAACCGGUCAGAUUCCAUGCCAAGCCCACCGUGGCUACUGCUAGUAGCUGCCUUUUUAGUCUAAUCCCAGACCGAAAUUUUCCGAUAAUCUGCCUUCAUUCCUUGGUGAGGUAAUCAGUGCAAGUUAGCUCGGUGGAGAGAUGCAUAGAUUCUAUUAGUUCUAUCGAAAAAGGGAAUAGACAUCACUGUAAAUUUCACAAAAGAGUUGUGAUUAACCAAUUUUAUCACGUGGUAAUUUCUCUUUGAUAUCC
Rhodamnia argentea is the source of this 3068-nucleotide messenger RNA. RefSeq names its product CRM-domain containing factor CFM3, chloroplastic/mitochondrial. The coding region runs from base 69 to 2549 and encodes 826 amino acids. The record is from RefSeq and is a predicted model, not a curated record. Gene Ontology annotation, molecular function: mRNA binding. The transcript is spliced from 10 exons. NCBI's taxonomy places the organism in Eukaryota, Viridiplantae, Streptophyta, Magnoliopsida, Myrtales, Myrtaceae. Gene Ontology annotation, biological process: RNA splicing, via transesterification reactions.